Photinus pyralis (common eastern firefly) is the source of this 5340-nucleotide messenger RNA. RefSeq names its product DNA polymerase subunit gamma-1, mitochondrial (gene tam). Gene Ontology annotation, biological process: mitochondrial DNA replication. NCBI's taxonomy places the organism in Eukaryota, Metazoa, Arthropoda, Insecta, Coleoptera, Lampyridae. Gene Ontology annotation, molecular function: DNA binding; 3'-5' exonuclease activity; DNA-directed DNA polymerase activity. The coding region runs from base 1860 to 5192 and encodes 1110 amino acids. The transcript has 5 exons. The record is from RefSeq and is a predicted model, not a curated record. Gene Ontology annotation, cellular component: mitochondrion; gamma DNA polymerase complex.
ACUUUCUUUUGCUACUGGUGUGCAUGACUGUUCCCAGUACUUCCUUGCUCUCUCGUUCCAUUUGAUCUUCACAACCCUUCUCCAUAUCCAUAUUUCCAAGGCUUCUAUUAUUUUUUCAUUCUUCAUUAUUGUCCAUACUUCACAAGCAUACAGGGAUUGUAUAAAAAGUAUUGGGAAUGAUUUUUUCGUGGGGUUUCUGUACAUUGCAGGGCGCUUGCUGCAAAUCGGUUCGGUGUAUUUACUCUCGCAUUUUGUUGUCGUAGAAUGUAGGUUUUUGUGGCGUAGAAGGUUUCCCUAAUACCCCAUCUUGAUAACUAAAAUCAGAUUCAAUCCAGCCGCAGUCUUAAGAUUAACUCGAAACUCAACUAUAUCAAAGAAAAUUUUCUUUUAGUAAUAAUUUGCUUUACACGAAUCCAACCAAAAAUCAAUUUAGAUUCACAGCGUGUAUAUAGAAUAAAUGACCACAAUACCUUUUUUUGUUAAGGUUUCUCGAAAUGGACCCAUAACGAAUUCGGUUUUGUUAUAUAAUGGAAAACUGCUUAUGAUUAUCAGAUGUCGGCUGGAUUGUUGAACGGUUGCCUUAAAAUCGCCUUGAAAUUGUAGACUCCGGGGAAAAUUUUGAAGAUAACGAAUAGUUGGGGUUUUUUCAUUUUCUUACUAUCCCAGGAACUUCUGUUAUUUUGUGCAAUUUUUUAACUAGCGUAUCAUUUAUUGAAAUCUGCCAAAAAACAACCAAAAAGGCAAAGUUUUCAUUUCUUCGCCGUACACUGAAAUUUUUAUUAAUGCAAAAAUGUUCCUUUACAAUGCUGAUGCAUUUAUAUUUAGUUUCGCCUUGACGGGACGGACAAUGAGUUUACUUCGUUUGAACUCGUGCAAUUGUUCUUUUUUACCGCACAUUACUAAUAGAAAGAAUGUUUAUGCUGCGUCGCAUUCGACAGGAAACGACCGUCGGAUUAAAUUACUCAAUUCGAUCGCACUUAAUUUAAUCCAAAGGUUUAUCGCUAUGUCGGAAACGUUAUCCUUUUUUGCGUUUCCACCAGAAAAGCUUUCUUUACUAACUCUAAACAUGCGUAAUAAAAGAUCGGAAAUUACGAUUUCUGGUCAAAAACCAUUUCAUUUUUUGAAAAGGGGCCACAGAAACGGUCGCUCUAAUACAAAGUGAAUAAUAAUCUGUGUUAACUCCGAUGACCAAAACGCGAAUCGCUUUUGGUUCUCGAAAAAAAUCCCCCUUCUUGGUUACUGCGUAAUGUUCUGAACGCCCACAAUGAUGCGAAGUAUCUCAUUAUGCUCAAAAUUUGUCUGAGAAGACACUUCAGAACCUUGAUAUUUUUUGAGCUUUUAAAAUUCUACUUUACUUUUCUGCAAGAACAUUGAAAAUAAAAGUCACGAGGAAGAAGGCAUAAAGGAAUUAAUUGUCUUGAAUGUCAAUUUACAAACGAAAUGAAGAACAAGAAGAUGGAACGCCAAUGUCACACAAUCAUCUCAAAAGAAAAGGGUAUCAAGGACAGCAGUGAGAAAGCAAAAAAGAAGAAAGAACUUUAAAACAAUAGAAGAGUUUCUCAAAAUAUCCCCGAAAGAAAUCGAAAACAAGCAAUUUGGAACACCCUGUACAACGUUUGACCAUGUUCACGUGGCCCCCACUACAAAACUAUGGAUGUACGCCAAUGCUAUUAGUGUCUAUGUAACCGGCGCUUUCAAGGGACACAGUUUUCUACGGCUGUUUUCCAAACAAAACUGAAGACCCUUGGAAAACGUGAUCAAAACCGAGAAAAUUUAAAGGUUUUGUGUAUGUAGAUCCGCGAGCAAGUUGGAAGUAUUCUCCUCUUCUUCUUCUUCUUGAAAAUCCAGUUUUUGUACACAUGAAUUUUACAAGGUACAGCACCGAAAUACUUCCAAGACAAACUAAAAAGUUGUAUCCUCCCUGCAAGAAAAAGCUUCUGCCGAACAACGACAAGCAUCCACCACCUAUCCACGUGGAUGGUGAGGCACCACGUGUCAAUAGUGUUGGUAUACAAAUGCUACCGGCCAAUAUUUACAAGCAAGUUUUUAAGGGAAUACCGGAUCAAGAAUAUGAUGCUUCGAUAGUUGAGAAGUGUCACGGGUAUUUAAACAAACAUGGGAUUCUCAAAAAAGACCCAAACUUAUUACCCGAUGUGAAUUUAAAAAUUCCCCCGCUUUGCGGGGCGAAUAUCAUCGAACACUUCGAGAUUAUAGCUGAAGAGCAAUCAAAACCGUAUAGAGAAUUAGUUCUUGACAUUCUGGAUGGUAUUCCUCCAAUACCCGAGGAAUGGGUAAUGCAAGUGGGGUGGACACGCUACGUUUUAAACCAAGAACCGGUGGCAGUCGACUGUCCGCUGGAAGACUGUGUUGUUUUCGACGUAGAGGUUUGUAUGCGGUCAGGGAAGCUUCCCACAAUUGCGACGGCGGUGUCUAAGGAAGCCUGGUAUGGAUGGGUUAGCGAAUCCUUAAUGAACAGAAGUGAUAAGCCGUUACAAAACCACGAGUAUUACGAAAAGCAUUUAAUACCAUUCUACAAUGGGUCAUUAGACAAUCCGAAAGUUGUGAUUGGCCAUAAUGUCGCAUAUGAUCGUUCGCGCAUUAUGGAACCGUACAGAUUGAGAAAUACAGGAAUGAGAUUUCUCGACACCAUGUCUAUGCAUGUAGCUAUUAAUGGAUUGACUAGCUAUCAGCGUGCUGUCUUAAAGUCCCAAGAUAAGGAGGAGGAAGAUGGGGAGUGGCAGAACACUAGCUCGUUGAACAGUUUAAAUGAAGUUCAUAAAUUAUACUGUGGCAAAGAGGUCGAGAAAACUGUUCGGGAUGUAUUUGUCUAUGGAUCUCUAAACGAUGUUUACGAUCAAUUUCAAACAGUCAUGAGCUACUGCGCGUACGAUGUAAAAGCGACCCAUAACGUAUUAAAAGUUUUGUUUCCCUUGUAUCUGGAACGUUUUCCGCAUCCUGCAACACUUGCGGGAAUGUUGGAGUUAAGCACGACGUAUCUGCCGAUCAAUGGCAAUUGGGAGAGGUACAUUAAUAACUCUGAGCAGGCUUACGACGAUUUGGACAUCGAGCGUAAGGUGAUGUUAGCACGAUGUGCGGAUCAAGCGUGCCAUUUAUUUCAUAAUAACAAAUACGCCGAGGACUUGUGGAUGUGGGAUCAAGAUUGGGAUGUAAAAGAUAUAAAAAUACGUAAAACACCAAUUAAAAGUGAAUCCCGAGGUGAAUCCGAUAAUGCAAGUAGUGAACAGGAUCUAUUGGAAGAAAAGUUUAAUUAUCUCGAUCGGACGGCCCAGUUUUUACCCGCCGUCGAAACUUUACUACCCGGUUAUCCGAAUUGGUACCGGAAAUUGUGCACCAAGCCGGGUUCGUCCCCCGAUUGGGUCCCCGGACCGCAUUUAAUUAGUACUUCCAUGCAAAUUACGCCGAAACUCCUCGGAUUGACUUGGGAGAACUAUCCCCUGCAUUUUAUUAGAGGGCAGGGGUGGGGUUUGAUAGUGCCGUUUCUUAGUGACUCCGAUAUUGACACUCGAAUUCCCAUAAAACAGAUUUUGCAGAAAAGGGCGGCCGUCGGCAGUAGUUUGCAAGCGUCCGUUGCACCCGAUCUGUCAAUUGGGCAACAAAUCGAACGGAACUUAUCGAAAGUUGAAUUUUAUCGUUCUGUGAAAAAGGACAACAGCGGAGGGGUGUAUAAGGGUUCCGGAGUGUGGAGUAACACAGUUCUCGAGAACUGCUGUUGGUUUUACAAGUUGCCGCAUAAAGACGGUCCCUCUCAUCGCGUGGGAAAUCCUUUGGCAAAAGAUUUCUUAAACAAGUUUUCGGAAAGCGUGUUAACCGGCAGCACUAACAGCGCCGAAAAAAUUAUCGCGAUACAGAAAAUGCUGUCGUAUUGGCGUAAUAAUCGUAAUCGUAUUAUGGAACAAAUGGUGGUGUGGUUGGAUGAUGCGCACCUGCCGAAUUUUUUAAAAUUGCACCACAAGCAGUGCGGCGCCAUCUUGCCUCAGGUUGUUGUAUGCGGUACGCUGACGAGAAGGGCAGUUGAAGCAACCUGGAUGACCGCUUCUAAUGCGCAUACGGAUAGAGUGGGGUCGGAACUAAGAAGUAUGGUGCAAGCGCCGUUCGGAUACAGUAUUGUGGGUGCAGAUGUUGAUUCUCAAGAACUGUGGAUCGCCUCUGUUAUCGGUGACUCUCAUUUUGCGAAAAUACACGGAGGUACGCCGUUAGGUUGGAUGACUAUAAGCGGGAAUAAGUCGGACGGGACCGAUAUGCAUAGUGUAACUGCAAAGGCAGUUGGCAUAUCCAGGGAUCAAGCAAAAGUCUUAAACUAUGCCAGAAUAUACGGGGCAGGGCAAAAUUUCGCCGAGCAGCUACUCAAGCAGUUUAAUCCCACCAUGUCGGAUAGUGACGUUCGUAGGAAAUCGUCUAAAAUGUUUACUUUAACGAAAGGAAAGAGAGUGUUCAAUCUAAAGAAGGAAUUUCUAACAGAUUUCCCAGAUAAACUUUACGAACGCUGGGAAGCGUUUGGAAUAGCAAAGUUGCAUAAUAAAAAGUUAGACGAGAUGUUUUACAACCCAAAGUGGACUGGUGGAAUGGAAUCUGCAAUGUUUAACAGAUUGGAGGAAAUUGCAAAUAAUUCCGAACCGGUGACGCCAUUUCUGCAUUGUCGACUAAGUCGCGCUUUAGAACCCAAAGGUGUCGCCGGUGACCGCUUUUUACCGACGAGGAUCAACUGGGUAGUGCAGAGUGGAGCUGUGGAUUUUUUACAUUUGAUGUUAGUUUCGAUGCGUUGGAUUAUGCAGAACCAGAUACGAUUCUGCUUCAGUUUCCACGAUGAAGUGAGAUAUUUGGUGAAGGACGAUCGUAAAUAUCAAGCCGCCUUGGCGAUGCACGUAACUAAUUUGUUAGUGCGAUCGUAUUGUUCCGCAAUGCUCGGCAUGCGCGAUCUCCCGUUUUCCGUCGCGUUUUUUUCUUCGGUCGAAGUCGACGCGGUGCUGAGGAAAGAAGCGAAACAAGAUUGUAAAACGCCGUCCAAUCCGCACGGUUUGAUGGGAGGUUACAAUAUUCCAAAUGGCGAAUCGCUAGAUAUUCAUCAAGCGGUUCGUAAAGCAGGGGGGCAGUAUGCUUGGUGGCGUACCAAAAAAAGAAAUGUCGAGAGCCACAAAACGAAAGCACGUCCUAAUGGAACUCAUGCAGGAUGAUUUUUCCCUUCCCACAGAAAAUCAAGCCAUAGUGAAGAUACUAAGCAGUAAAGGCAACAAUUUACACGAAGCAGAGUCUCCAGACGGUUCCACCUUUCUGAUUAGUAUGCCGACCAAAUUUAGGAAGAACAUCUGGAUUAAGAGAGGC